Camellia sinensis is the source of this 926-nucleotide messenger RNA. RefSeq lists its product as uncharacterized. The record is from RefSeq and is a predicted model, not a curated record. NCBI's taxonomy places the organism in Eukaryota, Viridiplantae, Streptophyta, Magnoliopsida, Ericales, Theaceae.
UUUUUUGUUCUUUUUAUGUCUUUUUUCUUUUAUUAUUCUUCUAUAAAACAUGUCUUUCCUCUUGGUCUUGGUUGAAUUCCAAGCUGAUUUGCAUUCAUCAAAUGGGUUUAGCUUCUAUCCCCUUCACUCAAUUUAGCUGCAAAAUGUUCUCCAACUCACUUCCGUUGAUCUCUGAAUCAAGAAUUUCAUGCAUUCCUCGUCUGAAUCCAAAAACCAACCACAAAAAUUUAGAUAUUCAUUUACCAUUGUUGUGUCAUCAAGGUUUGAUCCAUGGAAGUAUCCCAACAAGGUACAAAGGUUCAUCAAUGGUGGCAUUGGGUGCCAAAAAUUCAGGAUCAGGAGAGGAAGAUAACAGAGCUUUGGAGACAGUCCUAAAGCUUUACACAGCAAUAGGAAAUAGAAACAUUAGUGAGCUAUCUGAUGUAAUUGCAGAAGAAUGCAGAUGUGUUAGCAACUUCAUCUCCAUCUUCCAAAGUUUCCAUGGAAAGAAGCAAGUAGUGGAUUUCUUCUCUACCUUGAUGAAAUGCUUGGGAAACAACAUUCAGUUUGUGGUGCAACCAACAUUGAAUGAUGGAAUGAAUGUUAGUGUUGCUUGGAGAUUAGAAUGGAACACACCUAAUGUACUUCUGGGAAAGGGCUUCGGCUUCUACACAUGCCAUAUCUACCAAGGGAAGGUAGUGAUAAGGAAUGUUGAGAUGUUCAUGGAACCACUUCUUCACAUUGAACCCCUUCGAUUGAAAAUGAUGGGUGUUGUGCUGACUGUAAUGGACAAGAUUGGUUUGUAUGAUGCAGCCUUCAAUGGCAAGGUAAAGAAGGCAAUAUAUCUCUUGCUAAUACUUCCCCUCAUGACUGCCUUACUCUUCCUCUUUGUAAAGCUCUUUGGUUCUGUUUGAUUAUUGGAAUUAAUAGUGUGAGAAUUAACAAUA